AUGUCGGUGCAUUCGACCUCCUCGGCGUCGGCAGCCUCGAUUUCGACGACGAUGAGCUCAUCAACUGUCGCGAUAGGAGCUGCGACGCUAUGCAUAGCCUUACCGUAUCUUUCGUCGCUGCUGGGAUCACUCACCGCAGCUCAGCGCAUUGCACUAGCUGUGCUCGUCUACUUGGCACUGUCUGCACGUUCGCAACACCGCUCCUCGAAGCGAUUCCAGGUCCAACCUCCUGCAUCCGCGGACAGGCACUCUCAUCACCACUCCGAGCCAGCAACUAAUGUCAGCUUGCGAACGGUGCAUCCGUCUCGGACGAGGUCUUCUUGGCCAUCGACCUCAGCGACACAAGGAUCCACUACCGCACAGCAAGCUCUGGUGCCUCGAAAAGACGGCACUGUCGCGGAGAAGGUCGAGUUCGUCCGUAGUGAGCAAUGUCCACAACUGGCCGAUGCAUGCUAUCUCGAUGCAGCAGCAGCUCCUCCUUUCCCCACCGGCCUUGUGCAGGCGGUCGCCGAGGAUGUCUCGUCGAAACUGCUGUCGAACCCGCAUUCAAAGUCGCCCUCGGCGAUUGCGACCGCGGACCACAUCACAGCGACUCGCAUGCGGGUGAUGCACGAGCUGUUUGGCAUUCGAGACACCCACAACUGGCACCUCGUCUUCACAGCCGGCACGACGGCCAGCCUCAAGCUCGUGGCCGAAUCUAUCGACUGGGCAUCGCUGCAAAGCUCAUCCGACCCACACGCUCGUUUUUCGUACCUGCGUCAGAGCCAUACGAGCGUGGUGGGCAUGCGAGACCUCGCCGCCCGCGCUGGCGUUUCGAGCUCGACGUUCAGCGAAGAGGAUGCAGACGCCGUGGCUGGGCAGGCAGGACUCGUGGCUUUGCCGCUGCAGUGCAACGCUACGGGCCGACGAUACUUUGACCUCAUGAAGCGCAUUUGCCGAACCAAGGCCGACGGAUCGCUGGUGCUGUUGGACGCCGCAUCGUACCUCUCCUCAUCGACCCGACUAUAUUUGUCACAGCUGCACGCCGACGAGCUGCCGGACAUGGUGGCCUUCUCGUUCUACAAGAUCUUUGGCUAUCCAACCGGCAUUGGCGGGCUGCUCGUCAAGGCCUCAGCUGCACCCCACCUCGGCGGCAAGACGUACUUCGGUGGCGGUACCGUCGACGCGAUCCUCGCCGAGAGUGCGUGGACCAAGCCACGGCGCGAGUUCGAAGCGCGCUUCGAGGACGGCACGGUGAACGUACACGGUAUCCUCGCCGUGAACAGGGCGCUGGACUACUAUGCGCAGAGCUUCGGCGCGUGGGAUGCACGACGAGAGUACGUGGCCGGUCUGAGCGACAAGCUGGUCUCGGCACUGACGGGGUUGCGGCAUGGCAACGGCAAUGCUGUUGUGCGGAUGUAUCGGGAUGCAGACGUGCGUGCAGAAGGGUUCGGACCGAUCGUCAACUUUAACCUGCUUACGGCAACGGGUGCGAUCGUUCCGCCGCAAGAGGUGGAUCGUCUGGCGAGUAUCAGCAAUAUCCACAUGCGCAUGGGGCGACACUGCAAUCCGGGGUUCGUCACGACGCAUCUGGGCAUCCCUGCGUUGCGGCUCCAGCAAGAGUAUGCGGAAGGUGCUGGAUGCGACGAUGCUGGCGACGCAGCACUGGAGGGGGGUUUGGUAUCGGCGUCGGUGCGCGCGAGCCUGUGCCUGCUCAAUACGGAGGAAGACGUGGAGCGUCUGGUGGGGUUCGUUGCGCGCUUCUUCCUCUCGCCGCAUCCGGCUCCUACGCUCGCACCGAGCGUACAGGCUCAGAGAGGGCUGCAGAGGCGGUUCGAGCUGGCGAGCAUCACGGUGUAUCCGAUCAAGUCGUGCGCGGGGCAGGAGCUUGCGCGUGGCGAGGCAUGGCAGCUCACCCCGCACGGGCUCCAAUUCGACCGCGAAUGGAUCGUCAUGAAUCUCGCCAAUGGCAAGACGCUCAGCCAGAAACGCUUUCCCAAGAUGGCGCUCAUCCGGCCGCGCAUCGACACGCAUACCCGGCAGUUGGUCAUCACCAUUGCCGGCACGUCCUCGCGCUUUGCGGUGUCAUUCGAUGAUGAUGGGCAGUAUAGCGACUCGAAGGGUCAGGCAACGCAAGUGUGUGGAGCGGAGAUCUGGCCACGCGCACACACGAGUCCAGCGCUGCGGAGCAUGCUUAGCGAGUUGCUGGGCGUAUCGUGUACGCUGGCAAGACAAGCCAGUGGCAUCAGCAGACACUCGAAGCUCCCCACCGCCACGAGCAAGGUGCCGUUGAUCUUUAGCAACGAGUCGCCGUUCCUGCUGAUCAACUCGGCCUCGGUAGCGCGUGUGGGCGAGUGGAUGCAUGCAGCCGCCCACCCGGGCACGGAAGAUCUAGCUUCCGAUUCGGGCUACUCGUCUGCAUCCCACUCCACCGACCCGACGCCGACCAGCGCACAAGCAGCAAGUUUCCGUGCCAACUUCAUGAUCUCCUCGGCGGAUGGUAAAGAGGGCAAGGACGCUUUUGUCGAAGAUGGCUUGUCGAGGGUCGUGAUCGGGGGUAAGCAUGUUUUCGGCGUGCUGGGCGAGUGCAGACGAUGCCAGAUGGUGUGUGUGGAUCAAAAGACGGGCCAAGUCAAGCCACAGACACUCAAGACCCUCGCAAGGUGGAGGAGAAACGCACGGGGUCGAAUCAUCUUUGGCUCGCACCUGGCUUGGCUCCCCGACUUGGCACCGUCGGCAGCCGCGCCGGACGAGGCCAACCAGGUCUGGGUCGGCAUGGACGUGAUCGCAUCUUAG
Molecule: messenger RNA, 2775 nt
Organism: Moesziomyces antarcticus
Lineage: Eukaryota; Fungi; Basidiomycota; Ustilaginomycetes; Ustilaginales; Ustilaginaceae
Product: molybdenum cofactor sulfurase
Exons: 1
Coding region: 1-2775 (924 amino acids)
Biological process (GO): Mo-molybdopterin cofactor biosynthetic process
Molecular function (GO): molybdenum cofactor sulfurtransferase activity; molybdenum ion binding; pyridoxal phosphate binding
Source: RefSeq, a predicted model, not a curated record